Molecule: messenger RNA, 1004 nt
Organism: Mesitornis unicolor (brown roatelo)
Lineage: Eukaryota; Metazoa; Chordata; Aves; Mesitornithiformes; Mesitornithidae
Product: metal transporter CNNM2-like
Exons: 7
Biological process (GO): magnesium ion homeostasis; transport
Cellular component (GO): plasma membrane
Molecular function (GO): magnesium ion transmembrane transporter activity
Source: RefSeq, a predicted model, not a curated record
GCAAGUCUCACCUGGCUGUAGUGCAAAGAGUAAACAAUGAAGGAGAAGGAGAUCCUUUUUAUGAAGUCCUGGGAAUUGUCACUUUAGAAGAUGUGAUUGAAGAAAUCAUCAAGUCUGAAAUUCUGGAUGAAACAGAUAUAUACACUGAUAACAAGUCGAAAAAGAAAGUAGCUCAUCGGGACAGGAAGCAGGACUUCUCUGCCUUCAAGCAGACAGACAGCGAGAUGAAGGUUAAAAUAUCGCCGCAGCUCCUCCUGGCAACGCACCGGUUCCUGGCAACAGAAGUAGAAGCCUUUGCUCCAACCCAGAUGUCAGAGAAGAUCCUUCUCAGGCUGCUAAAACAUCCCAAUGUCAUCCAGGAGCUGAAGUACGACGAGAAGAACAAGAAAGCCCCAGAACACUACCUCUACCAGCGAAACAAGCCCGUUGACUACUUUGUUCUCAUUUUACAGGGGAAAGUGGAAGUGGAGGCUGGGAAAGAGGGGAUGAAGUUUGAAGCUGGUGCUUUUGACCACUAUGGGGUGAUGGCCCUCACAGCAUCACCAGUUCCCUUGUCCCUGUCUCGUACCUUUGCUGUCAGCAGAGCAGAGUUGUUAGCAGCAGGUUCUCCAGCUGAAAACAAGUCUCCACCUCGGCCCUGCGGCUUGAAUCACUCAGACUCUUUAAACCGAAGUGAUCGCAUCGAGGCAGUGACACCAACGUUAGGGAGCAGCAACAACCAGCUGAAUGCGACAUUCCUCCAAAUGUAUGUUCCGGACUACUCAGUGAAAGCAGCCACAGACAUUCAGUUUGUCAAGAUCACAAGACAGCAAUACCAAAAUGCCCUGAUGGCAUCCCAGAUGGACAAAACACCUCAGUCCCUGGACAGUGAAACCACUAAAAUCGAACUGACUCUUUCGGAGCUGCAUGAUGGUUUGCCAGACGAGACGGCAAACCUGCUGAAUGAACAGAACUGUGUGACUCACAAGCCCAACCACAGUAUGCACAGUGAAGGCGCCAUCUAG